Messenger RNA from Cuscuta campestris, 1709 nucleotides. Lineage: Eukaryota; Viridiplantae; Streptophyta; Magnoliopsida; Solanales; Convolvulaceae. The record is from the annotation of a GenBank genome assembly.
GCAUUAAUGGAAGCUUCCAUGUCCCAAACCUCGCACCAGUGAGUAAGAGCUUCUUCCAGAAGCUUUUAGAGCCCGAAUUCAACUUGCCAACGUUAGUUCACAGAAACUGGAAAUGCCAUCCGAACCAAGCUUUGUUCAAUGCUCUAACUUGCUUUUCACGGUAGAAACCCUAAUUUUGGUUUUGUGUAAUUGCAUUGAACAAAGUUUGGUUCGGAUGGCAUUUCCAGUUUCCUGAACUAACGUUGGCAAGUUGAAUUUGGGCUCUAAAAGCUUCUAGAAGAAGCUCUUACUCACUGGUGCGAGGUUUGGGACAUGAAAGCUUCCAUUAAUGCCGUGGAGCAUCUUCUGCAGUACCGAUUCAAGGACAAGAGGCUUCUGGAAGAAGCUCUGACUCACCCUUCCUAUGCCGAUUUGCCCUCUUAUCAGCGUCUGGAGUUCCUGGGCGACAUGGCUCUAGGAAUGGUCGUCUCGAAUUUCAUCUUCUUAACCUAUCCACGCCUUGACCCCGGCCAACUCUCCCUUCUGCGCAACAUCAGCACCAAGAAGCUCGCUUGAGUAUCAGUUGAUAAUGGUCUCUUUAGACAUUUCCAACACAGUUCUUCUGUCAUUGAUGAAAAAGUUACGGAGUUUGUGAUGACGGUCCGAGAAGAGGACGAGGCCCAGUUUUAUGGCAGAGCUAUCAAAGCUCCCAAAAUUCUUGCCGACAUUGUAGAAUCCAUAGCCGGAGCCGUGUACGUGGAUAGUCUGUUCAAUUUGGAGAAUCUUUGGCUGCUUUAACACUACAUAUUAGAAUAUAUUUAGAAUUAUGAGGUCAAUAUGAAACAAAAUUUAAUUUUUUCGUAAGUUUAUUUCAACUUUGUUGAUUUAUUGUUUAAAAGUUGUCAAUGGUUUGAGGUCUCAUCACUGCUUUAUGUCAUGUGUGUAAGUAAGUCAUGUAUAUGAAUUGAUCUUCAUUUAAAUUUUCUUUAAAUGAUUCAGGUCAAGUUCCCUAAUGGUUUGCCCCCACCUCCAUCUCGAAAAAAAAGAGAGAAACUUAUGAAGCUGGAACCACAACUAAAGAGGCUACUCCCAGGCUUAUAAUGCCAAAUUAGAAGGCAACUCUAGAAUCUCAGAUGGCACCAACGACAUUAGUGCAAAGAUUGACUUGCCUUGGACAAAAUUGGGGCUUUCAUCAAACGAUGUUGAUCGAGGUGGCUGGGCUAGCAGCACCCCGGAUGGUGGCAGCAUGGAGCUUUGUAUGAUCAGUACAUGGGAGAUGAAAGCGCCGGUGCUGUAGAACUUUUUCUCAUUUACUUAUAUGUUUACCUUUGGAGCUUGCUUGCAAUUGGCUAUAUGGGAAUAUCAUAACUCUUGGAGCUAGCUUGGAAAUGGUGAAAUGACGUUUAUGGUUCUUGAGUUGUGGAAAGCAUAAGGGUGAUGUACAAUGGUUUCUUAGACAAUUGUAAUUUGUUAUUGUACUUUGGAGUCAACUUAGGCUACCAACUUCAAGGUUUUCACUUGAGAAAUGAAGUGAGAGGAAUCCAAGGUUAUUACAAUUGGCCUCUUUAAUAGUUGUUUCUUGAAGAGAAAGUUAACAUCUUGCAGGUUUCAAAUGUUUGGAAGUGAGCAAAGUGAGAAGAGUCCAGUUAUUGCAGACACUAUUGCCCGUAGCUAGCUUUGGAUUGCCCUUUGACUUAAUUUUAUAAUUAUAAUUAAGGGUAUUAGGUUUC